AUGGCCGUCAAACGCGUCGCAGUGAUCGGACUCGGUCCAUCUGGAGCUAUUUCUAUCGACGCGCUUGCGCAGGAACAGGCAUUUGACGUCAUUCGCGUUUUUGAGCGGAGAGAAGCGCCGGGUGGCUGCUGGCUCGAAGACAAAACACCACCGCCGAGCCUUCUGCCCGAGGACCUUGAAGCACUCGGGACGCGUACCGGCGAUCCCCCACUACCAUCGCCUGCAAAACUCCCUGCACGACAGCCAAAGCUCGCUCAAGCACGCCAUGCAGAAACCUCCGUUUACCCGUACCUGGAGACAAAUGUCGACAGCAUUGCGAUGUCAUUCUCACAAGAAACAAUCCCCGAACAGCGAAGUCAACUCUCGAUCUCGAAGCACGGCGACGAUACACCCUUCCGAAGUCAUGCAGUAAUCCGUGGCUACGUUGAAUCUCUUGUAAACCGCAACGGUUACGACAAGUUGAUAUCAUACAACACCAGCGUUGAACUGGCAGAGAAAGUAGGCAAUGAGUGGAGACUGGUGUUACGGAAAGACAGCGACGUCAGGGAUGAAGACGAGUGGUGGGAAGAAUGGUUCGACGCUGUGGUUGUGGCCAGUGGGCACUUCAACAUCCCAUAUAUACCUAAGACUGAGGGACUGGAUGCGUUUGAACGGGCACAGCCAGGGAGCGUAAAGCACAGCAAAAUGUUCCGGGGGCGCGAUGCCUACAGAGGGAAGAGAGUCAUUAUAGUAGGUGCGUCUGUUUCAGGGGCAGACAUCGCAUACGAUCUCGUUGGCACAGCAAAGGGGCCCGUUUACGCAGUCAUCAUCGGUCACAAAGCAAACAGCUACUUUGGCGACGAAGCUUUCAAGCAUCCUGGCAUUGCUCAGAAGCCUUCGAUAUCAAACAUUGACACUUCGAAUGGUCGGAGAACUGUACACUUCACCGAUGGAUCGUUUGUCGAGGAUGUUGACGAAAUCGUCUUUGGUACAGGAUACUCGUGGUCCCUACCGUUCCUGCCUGACGUCAAAGUCCGCAACAACCGCGUCCCGGGCCUCUACCAGCACGUCGUGUACCAAAAUGACCCAACACUGCUCUUCGUUGGAGCUGUCGGCGCGGGUCUCACAUUCAAAAUCUUCGAGUGGCAAGCUGUCCUCGCUGCGCGCUUACUUGCCGCACGCGCCUCUUUACCACCGCUUGAAGAGCAACAGAAGUGGGAACGCGAGAGGAUCGCGAAGAAAGGUGAUGGUCCAGCAUUUACACUUGUGUUUCCGGACUUUGAAGAAUACUUUGAGACAGUAAGGAAGCUGGCUGGAGAACCAGCGGCUGGUCAGCCAGGAAGGAGACUGCCGCAGUAUAAUAAGAGUUGGUUUGAGGUGUUCAUGGCAGGGCACGAGAGGAGGAAGAAGUGGUGGAAGGGGGAGAAUGAGAAGGCGAGGCAGGAGUCGCUGAUUGAGGUGUCGCCUCGUGCAAGACUCUGA
Messenger RNA from Macroventuria anomochaeta, 1461 nucleotides. RefSeq names its product thiol-specific monooxygenase. The record is from RefSeq and is a predicted model, not a curated record. The transcript is spliced from 3 exons. Gene Ontology annotation, molecular function: flavin adenine dinucleotide binding; N,N-dimethylaniline monooxygenase activity; NADP binding. NCBI's taxonomy places the organism in Eukaryota, Fungi, Ascomycota, Dothideomycetes, Pleosporales, Didymellaceae. The coding region runs from base 1 to 1461 and encodes 486 amino acids.